AUGAAGUUAAGGGACAAGGCUAGGCCUUUCCUUCUUUGCCAGGUUGUGUCAGGGAGAACAGCAUCAUUUUGGCUUGAUAACUGGACUCAUGGUGGUGAUUUGCUUACCAUAACGGGGCCCUUAGGUCCGCAAAUUUCUGGCAUCUCCAUUGAUGCUUCUGUUUCUUCUGUGGUUACUGAAAAUGGCUGGAAUGUCUCGAGAAGAAGCAGGAAUCCCACCCUUUCUGUUUUGAGAGCAAAUUUGCCAGAUCAAAUACCGGAUAUUGAGUCAACUGAAGAGGAUUAUUUUAUGUGGAGGAAUGAAGUCGCGGCUCCACCUUCUCAUUUCUCACUUCCUUUACUUUGGAGGACUUUAUACCCCGAUCCUCCACCGGUGAUUUGGGCUUCAUUGGUUUGGUUUAAAAAGAGAAUUCCUAAGCAUGCCUUUAUUACUUGGUUGGUUUUGAGGAACAGAAUGGCGACGAGAGAUAAGCUCAGGAGUUGGGGUUUGCAAGUUCCAGCGGAAUGCUUGCUGUGUGGAAGUGCGGAUGAAACGGCUCCUCACCUUUUCUUUGAAUGUAGAUACGCUCAGGAAAUUUGGCAUGGGUUAAUGGAUGGGACAUGGAUGAACCUUCCAAUCAAGCUGGAGGAAAUGGUGGAUUGGUUCCAACAGCUUAGAGGAGAGAAGAGGUUUAAGACGAUUACAAAGAUCAUUUUUCAGGCAGUGAUCUAUUUUGUGUGGAAGGAGAGGAAUGGUAGGCUUCAUUCCAAUGGACAAAAGACCCCGGCUAGAGUGAUAAAAGAGAUAAAGUUGUAG
Molecule: messenger RNA, 795 nt
Organism: Raphanus sativus (radish)
Lineage: Eukaryota; Viridiplantae; Streptophyta; Magnoliopsida; Brassicales; Brassicaceae
Exons: 1
Coding region: 1-795 (264 amino acids)
Source: RefSeq, a predicted model, not a curated record